AGUCAGACAGCACUGUGUUAGGAAAACGACCUGUGUAGUUUUGUCCCUCCUCUCUCCCUGUAAUUCUGUCUGGUGGUAUGUACACACAAUGACUAUACGUUCCGAAUUUCUUGCCAUCAAAACGUUAGACUAGCACAAUUUUAGAAUGGACAAUCAAAACGUUGUAUAUGAUAAAAACAACACCCGCUGCCCUCUUUUUCUUACGAACUCGGACGACUACAAAUGUGUUCUGAUCAUCCAAGUGAAGCGUGUGACUGCUACCUUCUCUUUAAUAAGUUGCUUUUUCAUGCUCUGUGUGAUAUGGCUAUUUCGGAAGUACAACUCCCUGGCUCAGAAAAUGAUCCUUUGUCUGACGAUAGCUGCCUUCUUCGACAGUAUUGCCUAUGUCAUGGGAGAUGUUCAUCCAGAUGGGGUGCUAUGCAAUUUUCAGGCCUGGUGGCUUACCUACUUUGACUGGUGUUCCUUGGCCUGGGUCUGCCUUAUCACAUUGAACCUCUACCUCAACUUGGUAAAGGAGAUGAAAACAGAUCGCUUUGAAAUACUGUACCAUCUCAUGGCCUGGGGGGUGCCUUUUGUGAUGUCGUGUCUCCCCCUCUUCAGAGACUACUACGGCCCAGCCGGUGUUUGGUGCUGGAUAACAGAUGAUCACGUAGCCUGGAGAUUUGGCAUAUGGUACAUCCCACUGUUCACCCUAAUUUUCCUGAUGACACUCUGCUAUGGCCGAAUCAUAUAUGUGGCCAAGGAACGGGUGCUGUCUUGGUCUGGAACCUUCAACCCAGAGAGAGAGUGGAGAAAGGUGUCGUUAGCUGAGGAGAUAAAGCCGCUCAAGUGGUAUCCGUCAGUAUACCUGAUGGUGUCCCUGUUUCCUCUCAUUAACAGGCUCCACAACGCUUUCAACCCCCUCCAGCCAGUGUUCUCCCUGACUCUUCUGCACGUUAUCUCCGCUCCGCUCCAUGGCCUGGCCAACGCCUUCGUGUUCGGGCUGGAUAAGGACACCUGGGGCCAGCUGAACUUCACCAGCAUUCAGCUGGCGAUACACUCCCGCUUGUGCGACAGGACGCUGAUAAAGGAGUACCGUACCGGGGCUGUGCGCUACGUGCCCCCGGCUGAGGCAGGCUCCUUGGAAUUGGGGGACGAUGAUGACGACGACGACACCACUGUGCUGUUCUACUCCCCGGCCAUGACUCUUAAGGACAGGGGGCCGUGAUGCAGGCUGCCCCCCAGAAGCAGCAUUACCACCACCACUGAGCUAGCUGCCUGUGUGUGGCGGCAGAAAGCAGCAGCAGCGGAUGGGAGGACAGCCCAGGAGACACUGGAGACGAGCUGUCAGCCUUCAUUAUUAAUUCCCAGCUCUUAAUAUUUAAUGUCAUAAAACUGCAGCUCCCCUACGCUUCUGUGGAGUCAUCAGACAUGCAGAGGACAUAUCAAGCUGAGUUCCGGAGAUGGAAAGUGUGGGGGGGGGGGGGGGGUGAGAGAGUGCAGUGUGCGUUGCUUGCUGGCUCCCAGAGCUUUGGAAGGGAUUUAGAUUGUUUUAGUUCAUUAUGCAGACGUGUACAAAUAAUAAUCUUUUUUUUUUAUAUAUAAACAAAUGUAGACAUGCAAACUUAUAAAUGCUGCACGUAUUUAUUUAUAUUAACCUUCCCCGGUAUUUACCACAUUGACAGUUUGCCAGGUCUGUUCAUUUCAUUCAGUGAUAAGCAGACACUUUACAGAACAGUCAGUUUUCUAGAUUUAUAAUAUUCAAGAGAUAAGACAGGCUUUUAUUUUGGUGUGCUGGAGGAGAGAUCCUUGAGAGUUUUGGGCAAUUAACCCUCCCCCUCCCCUUUCUCCAAACAGCAGUGCGCUAAAGUAAACAGCUGCUGUCGGGGCCACACAAGAUCUGUCAGAUCCUGACGUGCUGUUUUGCAAGUCAGAAGUUGCUGUUGCCUCUUGAUUGGCAGGUUGUCCACAGCUGCUGAUCUGGGUUGCAGGAGUCAAGCUUCGGAAGUUUAGUGUUAAGUGAGAACGUGUUCUACUCCCGAGCUGCACCUUUGUGUACAGAUUCAUCUUGUAUCUGUCAGCAGGGACGGUGACCCACAACGGCCUGACCUCAUUUCAACCCUGAAGCCUCAUUUACCCAACCGCAGCAUGGGGGCAGGGGUUCCCUGGAGAUGAACACUCGUAGUCAAUGGACUACGCUAUAUAAUAACAAAUAUAUAGAUGAAUACAUAGGGCAUGUAAAUCAAAGCCUAAAACACUCCCCUGCUUGUUUGCUUUGUUUUACUUACAGAUCACAUGGGAAAAUGUAGCAAAGACCAGAUAAAAUUCUGUCAGCCUAUUUCUUGUUUCUUGUCUUCUGUUGCUGUAUGGCAGCUACGGAGUGCUUAGGGGAGGGGAGGGGAGUGGGGUAAUAACACUAUUGCUUUGGACAUAAGAUGGCAGCCUAAAAUGAAGGCAGCUUUGCACAAGCAGCAGCAGCAGCCUCUCAAGCCUCACACCUCAUUACUUUCCUAAUUUACACAUAACACUUUCACAUGCCAGUCUAUUACUCAUUCAGGGAGAACUGAUUGAGUUAAAAAUGCCUUAGCCAGCAACUAGAAUCGCACAUACUGUUAGUUCCAAUUGUCUGAUUACCUGUUUUAUCUAAAAUUCAGAUUCUUAUAAUUCAGCAUUAUCAUAAGUCUGCUUUAUCUGAAAAGAAAAAGUACUUUCCUAACAGGGUUUUUUCUGUUGUUUUUUACAUAUGUUUAGAAACCAUGCUUUUCUCUCUCAAAUAAAGCUGUGUAUAUACAUAGUGAACCUAAAAAUAUGCCUUUAAUGCAGUAAUUCUAAAUAAUCAAAAAUGAUGACGGGUACAGAUUCGUAAAAUUAAAAUAAGGCUUUAUGUAGUCUAUUAAAGCUGCUAUUUGUAGUACACGUUUAAGUAAUUUUACAUCAUGCUCAAGCAUGAAAUCUUGCCCAGAUGUGCUUUCCUUUUCUUGGGGCAUAUUUUCAAAGUGCUAAUUGUAUAUAUGGAAAUGUUUCCAUAACUUCUGAUACACAGUAGUACGGUGUAAAACAACUAUACAUACCAGUCUGCUUAAACCAAGGUAUUAUUGGAUAGUUGUUGCUUUUCGAUCACAGUCUAACGCUAAUAAAACAAAAUGAUAAUGCAAAAACCUG
Acipenser ruthenus (sterlet) is the source of this 3141-nucleotide messenger RNA. Gene Ontology annotation, cellular component: plasma membrane. Gene Ontology annotation, molecular function: G protein-coupled receptor activity. Bases 146 to 1207 code for a protein of 353 amino acids. The record is from RefSeq and is a predicted model, not a curated record. Lineage: Eukaryota; Metazoa; Chordata; Actinopteri; Acipenseriformes; Acipenseridae. Gene Ontology annotation, biological process: cell surface receptor signaling pathway; adenylate cyclase-activating G protein-coupled receptor signaling pathway. The transcript has 13 exons.